Messenger RNA from Pungitius pungitius (ninespine stickleback), 1710 nucleotides. RefSeq names its product izumo sperm-egg fusion protein 1. Lineage: Eukaryota; Metazoa; Chordata; Actinopteri; Perciformes; Gasterosteidae. Bases 1 to 936 code for a protein of 311 amino acids. Gene Ontology annotation, cellular component: acrosomal membrane; plasma membrane. Gene Ontology annotation, biological process: fusion of sperm to egg plasma membrane involved in single fertilization; heterotypic cell-cell adhesion; sperm-egg recognition. The transcript is spliced from 8 exons. The record is from RefSeq and is a predicted model, not a curated record. Gene Ontology annotation, molecular function: protein binding involved in heterotypic cell-cell adhesion; signaling receptor binding.
AUGGAGGGCCAGAGGCUGCUGAGGCUGGUGUCCCUGCUCUGCUUUGUCCCUGCAGCCAAGGCCUGCUUGCAGUGUGACCAUAAGAUCAGGAUCCUGCUAGAGGACUUUGUCCUGUCUGCUCCCACCGUGGACGACCAGAUUGAAAUGACCAAGAUUCGCGACCAUGCCUAUGUGACCUACAGAGAGACCAGCCAGAAGCGAAAGGGAGUCAUUGAUCCCACCACUCUUUACAGAGCCAGGACUGAGUACGAGAGUGAGUUGGACCGCUUCUUGAAAAUUGGGUACACUGGAUCUGUGACAUUCCAGGCCAUUCAGAUCCUGGAGAAGGGCAGGAAGAUCUUAGAAAAACACUUGGACACAUUCAUCCGCGACGGACUGUGCCCCAACAAGUGUGGGCUUUUAAAACGAAGAGUAAUGGAUUGCUUCUCUUGCCACUACAAGAUAUACAUCUGCCCUUCCCCUUCUGGCCAGCAGGACUGCGGUGAGCUCCCAGUGCAGGCCGAGGAGGGAGGCCAGGCGGUGUUGAACUGUUUCCUUCCAUGGCAUCACCUUCUGUUGGGAGCACCGGAGUACCAUUACUCCUUCGCCCGCGGCGUACCGGGAACUGAACAGCUGAAGGAGAGUGACUUCGAAGCCUUGGUGGUGACCGCCGAGUCAUCCGUGGUCUUAAAUCAGCUGCACGCAGAUGAACAAGGAACUUAUCGCUGCUCUCUGCAGAGCCAAGAUGGAACUGUCUUCUACCGGGUCAUUUUCCCACUCGCUGUCGCCCUUUCGCCUGACCAGACUCGCCGACCCGUCAUCGAUCUGCCCUCCCUGCCUUCGGGAGACAACUACUCACCUUCUCAACCUACUGCCGGCCUGCUGGUGCCGGUUGUUGCCAUGGUUACGGCCCUGAGUCUGCUCGCGAGCGUUGGCCUCACAGUUGUCCUGGGGUGAGAGACAGUAAGCGUGUCUGUAUGUUAGUAGGAAGCGGCGGACGUUGAAGAGGUGACACGGAGCAGUCAGAGGGCGUGACAGAGUACACAAUGCAAGAUGAGGGAAGUGGUUGUGUAGUCCACAGGUUGUGUGAAGGGAGAAUCAUGACUGAUGAGCCUGAGAAAUAUUUCAUAGGAAGCUGCAAUUUUUUCGGCCAUUUACCUCAUGGCCGAAAAAAAAAACGUUUCCAGGGAGUGAUUUCAUGAUUCAAGCACAUAUGUAAAUCAACAGGUCAUGUAUGGGGGUUUCUAUCUAUUGUUGUUUGUGCUGAGUUGGGACUUAAAAUUAGCAUUACUGUGCUUUUUAUCCGCAUAGAAUGAUGAUGAGUCAGAGGAGGGCCGAGGAGAAAGAAGACACAAGAAGAAACAUAACAAAACACUGUGUGAUGUAGACACAGUAUACAGUAAAUACGCACUAUUCACAGAAGUGAUAAAACAUUUCUGAUCAAUACAUAUUGUGUUUCCUCGACGACAAACCAGAAUUCACUAAUAAAACCGAAAGUUUGUGGUGUAAUGAAACCUGAGGUUACAACACACACACACACGCGCGCGCGCGUACACUUCAACACGCCCACCAAUAAUCCCCCGGAAAGCUCUGAAUUUUCCGUAACGUUAAGCCCCAGAACGCUUCAACCAUCUGACCCCGGCGUGGGUCACGUUCCCUCUGAGUGGAGGGGUGCCGUUGUCACGUGGCCGUUUUCAUGAGAGGAAUCAGGGAAGAGGUAAAGCUCUUGGA